CAGAUCGGGUGGCGAUGGUGUCUUCUGAAGUUUUCGGACUACCGGAGGGAUGCCCACCUUCCAAGAAGCCGCGACAGAUCAAGUCUCGAACUUCAUUGGUGGGAUUCUGUCUCCUGUACCCUGUAUUCUGCUUCCUCGUUCUGGCACCUCAGACUGAAGCCUCCAAGGUACGGUGUGGCCGGGAAUUGGUGGAGGACCUGCAUUUCGUGUGUGGAGACCGUGGAUUCUAUUUCAGUAAACACUACGGUUCCCGUUAUUCAAGUCAAGUACGGGUCAAAGGCAUCGUGGAGCUCUGUUGUCUCCGGGGAUGUGAUCUGCAGCUGCUGGAGGCCUAUUGUGCCAAACCAAAGAAGACAAAGAGGGCCGCAAGGGACCUGGCGAGAAUCCCAAGGAAUCAGAAGAAUGAGGAUGGUCACAUACAGAAGACCUUGCAAAGGAUUACUGCCCCCCAUGGAAUGAUCUCCAAGGUUUCAAGAUUUAAGACGCUAUUCCAGUCAAAGAAGCAGCAGAGAAUGUCUCCUUUUCUUAAGUCCAGUAGAAGGUUCGGGAAAAUUGUCCUGUUGAUGAACACAUAGAGCGAGCUGAUUUAGUGAGAAAAAGUCCGGACUAACCUAGAGACAGACUUCUGGCAGCACCUUUCUUUAUUACAAAGUAUGUAUUUGUAAACGUGGAUUCUUUACAGAUUUUGACAUUCUUCCCAUUCUGCAUGCAGAAAUUAAAAGAUCAAACUCAUAUCCUUUCAAACACUGACAUACUGUGUCUGUAUGAAAGUUGAGAAUAGUAUGUUUAUGUAGGAUCCAUAAUUAAAUACAAUAAAUGAGAACAGACACAGCCAUUUGGUAUUCACAUCCAGUUUAUACUCAAAUGUCCCUGCAUACAACUUUCCCUAUCUAAAGGAUAGAUGACUUUCAUUGCGAAUAGCUGGUGGCAUCCCUUUUUUGUCACAUUUAAAGUUUAUUAAAUACUAAUCUGUAUUGCUUUGUAGCAUUCUCAAUCACAAGUUUUAUUCACAGACUUAUUUCUAUCCAUACACCCUGCUAGUUAUUUCACCUACAUGCUGCAACCCACCAGUGAGGGGUCUGGUGACAGUCUUUGCCUCCAUGGGGUUUUUCUCCAUUUCUGUUCUGUGCCCAGGAAUGGAGCACUGUCCCAUCUGGAGCUGAUGCUGUUUUGGUUUUCAUAACCGUACAGCUGAAAAUGCAGGUUCAGAAAAUGAUUGAAGAAGAACUUAUUAAUGCAAUCUAUGUAGAGACACUGUUAUUGAAAUUUAUAACAUUUCUUGAUGCAAAGUAAUGCGUUUACAAACAUACAAUUUUCUGCCCAUUGUAAAUGGCAGUAUUAAACAACUAAAAGUAACUAAAUUAGGAGAUGAGUGAGUAACAAAGUCAGGAACAUGAAGUGGUAAACAGCCAAAAGAAAGCAACAAAUCAAAGUUAAGGAAAAUGAGCAAAAUCCAAACUUCCUAAGCUUUAUGAAUAACUAAAUGCUCCUCAAAAAACAGCACAAUGCCCAGAAAUUUGAAGUUCAGCUGUAGUACAAUACUGCCAUCAUUGGUGCAAUGAAGUCAGAUGAAGUCAUGCGUUAUACUUUUGUGAUGGUGCGGUUUGGCCCCACGUUACCAGAUCCUUCCGGGGAGUCUCUUGAACCCUCUACCGCUGAUAAUGUACCCAAGGGAUGAGCUAACAGAUGAGGACACAACACACAUUUAGCAAGGGGUAGGUGUAUAAGUGCUUCAGUGCUUUCGUUAAAAACAGUCAAAACCAAAGUAUCCAGAACAGUGCAGUGCAAGUGUUCAAUAAAUAAUCCAAUAAAAAGGUGUUCAGUGGAGGUUAAAAACAAACAAGCUAUCCAUUAAAACAAGGUUAAAAAAAAAACACAGUGCAGGAAGCAGUCCAUAAAAACAUGAGCCCUGUUGCACUCAUCUUAAACGGACGUCACCUUAGCCCAACCCUUUAUGGGCUCUUGCCGCCUAACCAGCAGUUCAGCCCACCUUCAGUGCUGCUUAUAGGCUUGGUCCCCUGUAGCCGUCUCUGGGUCCAGGUGGGGCACCGUCCCAGAAGUCCAUGGCUCCCCCGCAGGAAGCCUCAUUGAGCUUCUCCUCCCACUGCAGCUGCUCUGCCUCUCUACGGUGAGUUGCUCCAAUUGAGCAUCGCGCGUCAGUCACUCAGGCUUCCAGGUCGCUCAGCUGGAGUGGCCCCUGAGUGUUGGCCGCACAUUCUCUCCAGGGACCUCCUACCGGCUGCCUUCUCUUUAUCUCAUCCACUUGUACUGACUCUCUAGCGCUCCUGCCUUCUCUCUCCAACUCUUAACCUUUCUUCUCUUUUCUUUCCCAAUCAGUCUCUGACCUUUUUGACAUCCUCUCAAUUCUCUGAUUCCCCUUUUUCUUAUAUGCCUUCAUGGGUGCAGCAUCUCAAUCAUGCACCGCAGGAAGCCAAUGAAGCAACUGAGACAGACUGCAUCCUCACACGCAUGUGUGUUGAGCCCCAACUACACCACCAACCCUACCCACAAGUGCGUGAGUGCGCCCACGGAGAGUGAGUAGGCCAAUUAAUUAUUUAUUGAAACAGUCCUCUUCUUCAGAGGUGUCAGCUGCUGUACCACAAUUUCCGGUAGUCACAGGGUAGCAAUAGGGAGACAAUGUUAACAAUAUGGCUACACCCUUUGAAAACAUACACAAAAUGGCAGGGCAAUAACAUUAUAAAAACAGCAAUAAAAAAAUAAUAAGAAAGUCAAAAUGAUGUACAAGAAAAUCGAAUGCAGGCUCAGAUUCUGCAUGUGAAAAAAAACCCUAGCAUCAUGACAUAAAGUAAUGCAUCUACUGUUGGGAAAACAUUAGUUACUGUAGCCCUCCAGAGACAAUGUGCCCCAUUCCCAGAUAUAAAGGUGCCUCCUUAUUUCCAAGAAUGGUGUCAAUUUAUAGUUGGCAUGCCCCACACUUGUAGCAAAGGGUGAUGUUUCAGUUGGUGUGCCUGGGAGAUGUGGAGUUUAUUUACAUCAAAAGUUCAUUUUAUUAAGUAUGAAUGGUUGGGGCUUUACAUUAAUGGUAAAUGGGAUUUGGCCUUAUACCUCUUUACAUAGAGAGAGGAAAGUUUGGGUUGAGGGACCCCUUUAACUUCUUAGAUGGGCUUUUCGAUGGCUUCAUAUCUAUUGACCGCUGUGCAGCCUUUCCAUGAGCUGCAGUUUUAGUUCAUAAAAUUUCUAAUAUUUUACGCCAUUGACACAGGUGUCCUUUUACAAGAACAGUCUUUUUCACCAAGUAGGCUGACCUUGCUUGACUCUUAGAGCAAUUUUAAUCAAAUUAAUUAAAGAUGCAUUUUUAAUGCCAAAGCUUUUUCUGUAUCACACCCUUUUAUGAAACAAACAAGAAAGUCAGGGAGGUCUAAAACCUCAAGAUUGAUCAAAAUCUCGGCAUUGAAUCUUUGGUCAAUUACAAUACUUUCCCUAUAAUUCAUGUACGAAAAGUAAAAAAGAAACAAAAAAGGUAAUAUAUCACUCGUAUGCGCCAGUUAGCCCCUUAUUUUAUUUCUGUUACUUCCCCUGAGCAGACUAAUAAACUCUCUAAGGAUCACAUCAAAUACAACAGCAUAGACUUUGAGUGGGACCAGAAUUAUAAACAUUUUUAAGAAUUCUGCAUAAGUUAGUAAAUUGUCAUUUAGUAAUAGGCUCCAUAGUACUGAGACAACUUUGAAUGCAGAUUAUUUUUAUAGCAUCAAUCUUUGGCAUUCCAUAUGCUAUAAAAUAUGGAGAAAAAUCGAGUUUAUAGGUCAUUGUACAAGACAUAAGUGUCUGUGUAUAGAAUCCUGCAGAUCACCCCUUGUAUGGACUUUAAUAGCAGAAGUCAAAACCAAGAGUGUGUAGCAUCAUGGACAGACGUAAAAAGCCAUGUUACCCAUUUGUAGUUCCAGCUGACAUUAGUAGGGGGUCUUGUUAUGUUAAUCUGAUGCAGGGUUAUCCUGGGAGUGGGUGGCAGUAGUUGGUUAGAUAUGAGAGACAGGAAGUACUAACUAAGGUGUGCACUAUCCGAGAUUAAGGCCUUGUUCACAGGUUAUUGAAUUUAAUAAAAUAAUUUAUUAAUAAUUCAGUCAGCGGGUGCGUGUCAUCGCUAUUCCCACCAGCAGAUACAACAGAGUGUAUCCCCCAUAGAGUAUCUUCUAUAUUUCCAUUUAGAUUUUACCCAUAAGUGGAGGUCAUAAGACACGAUGAAACAAAUGUUCUAAUAUAUUCUUUCAUAAAUCUUUUUAGACGUUUAACAAGUAUUAAUGGUAAUAAAACUUGACGAACAUGUGCACUAUCAUUUUUAUGUAUUCUUUUUGUAUGAAAUUUGUGAUAUAUAAAAUUUUAUAUAUUUGUAACAUA
This is a messenger RNA of Polypterus senegalus (gray bichir), 4356 nucleotides long. Its product is annotated as insulin-like growth factor I. Lineage: Eukaryota; Metazoa; Chordata; Cladistia; Polypteriformes; Polypteridae. The record is from RefSeq and is a predicted model, not a curated record. Gene Ontology annotation, cellular component: extracellular region. Bases 15 to 575 code for a protein of 186 amino acids. The transcript is spliced from 4 exons. Gene Ontology annotation, molecular function: hormone activity; growth factor activity.